Closterium sp. Naga37s-1 is the source of this 771-nucleotide messenger RNA. Lineage: Eukaryota; Viridiplantae; Streptophyta; Zygnematophyceae; Desmidiales; Closteriaceae. The record is from the annotation of a GenBank genome assembly.
AUGCUGUUGCUGCGUCCUAGACCCCUGGACUUCAUUGCAAUUCCCCUCCUCACCAUGCGUGCUCUUCUCACCAUGCAUGCUGCCCUCACCAUGCGUGCUCUUCUCACCAUGCAUGCUGCCCUUGUUGGUCUCGUCCUCCCAGCUCCUUCGCUCGUUUCUGAACCCCUCUCCCUCCUUUCCUCCCUGUCCUCCCCCUCAUCUCUUUCCUCUGUCUCUUCCCUUUCCUCCUCCUCUUCCAUCUCUGCCCUCUCCUGCAUGUCUUUCAUUGCUUCCCUCCCCCCCAUCUCCCCCAUCUCCCCCAUCUCCUCCUUCUCCUCCCUCUCCUCCCUCUCCUCCCUCUCCUCCCUCUCCUCCCUCUCCUCCCUCUCCUCCCUCUCCUCCCUCUCCUCCCUCUCCUCCCUCUCCUUCCUCUCCUCCAUCUCCUCUCUCACCCCCCUCUCCUCCCUUUCCUUCAACUCCCCCUUCUCCCCCCUCUCCUGCUUCUCCUGCUUCUCCCUCUCCCCCCCCUCCCCCCUCUCCCCCAUCUCCUCCCUCCCCCCCUUCUCACCCUGCUUCUCCCCAAUGCUACCCUCCUGCUCGUUUGCCGCGACUGGUUGGAAGGCAAUUGAAGAAAGGUCAUCAGGGGGGGAGGAUGGGCGUGAAGAGGGGGAGGCGGAGGAGGAGGAGGAGGAGGAGGAGGAGGAGGAGGAGGAGGAGGAGGAGGAGGAGGAGGAGGAGGAGGAGGAGGAGGAGGAGGAGGAGGAGGAGGAGGAGGAGCGAAGUGGUGGUUAG